Nannospalax galili (Upper Galilee mountains blind mole rat) is the source of this 4968-nucleotide messenger RNA. It is a transcript of the gene Fcho2, whose product is annotated as FCH domain only 2. Gene Ontology annotation, biological process: clathrin-dependent endocytosis; synaptic vesicle endocytosis; clathrin coat assembly. Gene Ontology annotation, cellular component: clathrin-coated vesicle; clathrin-coated pit; plasma membrane. Bases 162 to 2591 code for a protein of 809 amino acids. The record is from RefSeq and is a predicted model, not a curated record. Lineage: Eukaryota; Metazoa; Chordata; Mammalia; Rodentia; Spalacidae. The transcript has 26 exons.
GGCCGCUAGGUGGCGCAUGCGCCCUAGAGGGUGCGGGUAGGUCUCUGGGCAAGAGACGACGGCGGCGGCGGCUAGAGGCGGGGGCGCCGUGGGGGCCGGUCCGUGUUUACACAGCGGCGGGCGGGUGCGGACGCGGAACCCGGCGCGGCGGCGGCGGCACGAUGGUCAUGGCGCAUUUCGUGGAGAAUUUCUGGGGGGAGAAAAAUAGUGGCUUUGAUGUUCUCUACCACAAUAUGAAACAUGGACAGAUAUCAACUAAAGAGCUAGCAGAUUUUGUAAGAGAAAGAGCUACGAUAGAAGAAGCAUAUUCCAGAUCAAUGACAAAACUAGCAAAAUCUGCAAGCAAUUAUUCACAACUUGGAACAUUUGCACCAGUGUGGGAUGUAUUCAAAACAUCUACAGAGAAAUUAGCAAAUUGUCACUUGGAUCUUGUUAGAAAAUUACAGGAGCUAAUAAAGGAAGUUCAGAAGUAUGGAGAAGAGCAAGUAAAAUCUCAUAAAAAGACAAAAGAAGAAGUUUCAGGGACUCUGGAAGCUGUCCAAGCCAUUCAGAACAUAACUCAAGCCCUCCAGAAAUCCAAGGAAAAUUACAAUGUCAAGUGUGUAGAACAGGAACGUCUGAAAAAGGAAGGAGCAACACAAAGAGAAAUAGAAAAGGCAGCUGUUAAAUCUAAGAAAGCCACAGAUACUUACAAACACUAUGUGGAAAAGUAUGCAUUAGCAAAAGCUGAUUUUGAACAGAAAAUGACAGAAACAGCUCAGAAAUUUCAAGAUAUUGAAGAAACUCAUCUUAUUCACAUAAAGGAAAUUAUAGAAUCCUUGUCAAAUGCUAUAAAGGAAAUUCAUUUGCAAAUAGGCCAGGUUCAUGAAGAAUUUAUAAAUAAUAUGGCUAACACCACAAUUGAAAGUUUGAUACAAAAAUUUGCAGAGUCAAAAGGCACUGGGAAGGAACGGCCUGGCCUUAUUGAAUUUGAGGAGUGUGACCCUGCUAGUGCAGUUGAAGGUAUAAAACCAAGGAAAAGAAAAACCUUUGCUUUGCCAGGAAUAAUUAAAAAAGAAAAGGAUGCAGAAUCUGUGGAAUGCCCUGAUGCAGAUUCACUUAAUAUUCCUGAUGUGGAUGAAGAAGGGUAUAGUAUUAAGCCAGAAGCAAAUCAGAAUGAUACCAAAGAAAAUCAUUUCUACUCAUCUAGUGACUCUGACUCUGAAGAUGAAGAACCAAAGAAGUACCGGAUAGAAAUCAAGCCCAUGCAUCCAAAUAACUUGCAUUACACAAUGGCUUCUUUGGAUGAAUUAAAAGUAUCUAUAGGGAAUAUAACAUUGUCCCCAGCAAUAUCUAGACACAGUCCAGUGCAGAUGAAUCGGAAUUCAUCUAAUGAGGAGUUAACAAAAUCAAAGUCAUGUGUUCUACCCAAUGAGAAAGGGACCAAUGAUUUACUUGGUUGGGACCCCUUGUUUGGAUCAUCUGAUUCAUCUUCUUCAGCUUCACUAGCUGCUUCGUCAUCAGCCAGGCCCACAACUCCUCUUUCUGUAGGCACCAUUGUCCCGCCUCCAAGACCUGCUUCCAGACCAAAGCUUACUUCAGGCAAACUGAGUGGGAUUAAUGAAAUACCCAGGCCAUUCAGCCCACCUGUAACUUCUAACACCAGUCCACCUCCUACUGCUCCCCUAGCCCGGGCAGAAAGUUCUUCUUCUAUCUCUUCAUCUGCUUCAUUGAGUGCUGCCAAUACUCCAACAGUAGGUGUCUCACGGGGUCCCAGCCCUGUCAGCCUUGGAAAUCAGGACACCUUACCUGUGGCGAUUGCCCUUACAGAAUCUGUUAAUGCCUACUUUAAAGGAGCAGAUCCCACCAAGUGUAUCGUGAAGAUCACUGGAGACAUGACAAUAUCAUUUCCAAGUGGAAUUAUUAAAGUCUUCAUGAGCAAUCCCUCUCCAGCUGUGCUAUGCUUUAGGGUGAAAAAUAUCAGCAAACUUGAGCAAAUUCUUCCAAAUGCACAACUUGUGUUCAGUGAUCCAUCACAAUGUGAUUCUAACACAAAAGAUUUUUGGAUGAACAUGCAAGCUGUUACUGUCUACCUCAAGAAGCUAUCAGAGCAAAAUCCAGCUGCUUCUUAUUAUAAUGUAGAUGUAUUAAAGUAUCAGGUAUCGUCAAAUGGCAUUCAGUCCACUCCUCUGAAUCUUGCAACAUACUGGAAAUGUAGUGCCAGCACCACAGAUCUGAGAGUGGAUUAUAAGUAUAACCCAGAAGCUAUGGUGGCACCUAGUGUACUUUCUAGCAUACAGGUGGUCGUACCAGUGGAUGGAGGAGUCACAAACAUGCAGUCCCUUCCCCCUGCAAUAUGGAAUGCAGAACAAAUGAAAGCCUUUUGGAAAUUAUCUGGGAUUUCAGAAAAAUCAGAAAAUGCGGGUUCUGGGUCUCUCAGAGCAAAAUUUGAUCUUUCAGAAGGACCCAGUAAACCCACAACACUUGCAGUACAAUUUCUCAGCGAGGGAAAUACUCUCUCAGGAGUGGAUAUUGAACUUGUUGGCACUGGCUAUAGGCUUUCCUUAGUAAAGAAGCGGUUUGCCACUGGACGAUACCUGGCGGAUUGCUGAUGGACCUGAGAAAGUGACUGGCUCCAGGGAAUAGUCCAAACCUGCCAUUCUGCAUUGUCUGUUCUUUCCAAACACUAUUCUAACUUGUAUGACGUCUUUCAAACUUGAUACCUGAGAGGGAGCUGACUACAAAUAUUAAGUUGCACUUUCAAAGUGAGUCAUUGAAAGAAUUAGCACUGAAAUCAUUUUCUACACAGUAAAUGAUCAAAUGACAAUAUUCAGGAAACACAUUUAUUCAAAUUGUCAGUAAAAAGGAAGUUUUUUUUUUAUCUUCAACGUCUAUGUUUUUGAAAGAGGUUAGAGUGUAGUAACAGGCCUAAAAAUUCAGGAGAGCAAGCACAAAAUAGUUUAGCUUUCCAUAAGUUUUUAGAGUGAGAGGUAGUUUUGAAGUUUCAUAAGUUUGAUAUUGAAUAAAUAUAAACAAUGUGAAUUUUAAGUUUUGAAUGUUAACUCAGAACUCAAUCAAAUUGAGUUAUGUGCCAUAAGGUAAUCAGACCAGUGUCCAAGUUGUAUGCAAAAAAAUCUAUAACCUGAUUCUCAUAAGCAUAUUAAUAAAGUAUAAAUGGUGUUUUGUAUGAUUUUUAAAGAAAUUCUCAAGUGCAAUGUGUUUUAAAAUAAGCUUACAAAAGACAGCAGAAGAAUUUACUUCUGCAGUUAAUUAACUUUAUAGAAGUUGUGAUUGUUUUGAUGAUAAUGCUGUAGAUUUAAUUUAUUUUUAUAUGGAUUACAUAAUGUGUGCCUUUAAAAACAAUAACAGAAAACAGAACUGUGCCUCUCUAGUUUGUGUUGAUUAAUGUGCCUCACUUUUUUUCUCACAGUCUGCAUCUUCUAUUCAAAAUCUUAGAGUGGUCAAUCAUAUUUACAAGACAUUUGCAAAUUUUAAAAUACCUUUGAUCUGCAAUUGGGGAGGGAAUUCAGAAUAACUAAAGGAUAAUUUAUACUUAAAGAAUCCUGGCUCAUUUUUUAGUGAUACACUGUAGCCACUAGAAAAACAGAUAACCUAAUGGAGUAUAUUUACUGGGAAAAAUUAUCUUCAGAUACACAUUAUUAACCUCAUAAGUAUGUGAAACAGGCAAAUUCUGAAACUAUGCUGAUAAAUUGGUAACUGGUAUUUUAACUCUGAAUUUAGCAUUUCCCUUGACCCUAUUUAUCACUGAAAAUUUUUACAUUUAUUUACUAAUUGUGUUGUAUGAAUUUUUAGUAUUUGAUGAAGACUACAAAAUAGGGAAAAGUUCUGUCGCUUAUUUUCAUUUCAACAAUUGGAAAAGUUACCAGUUUAUAUGUUUUUAUUCUUGGUUAAUUGCCAUAUGGUAAAAAUAGGUAAAUUAUUUGAGGUGAUGGAUUGGGUUAAGUGUUUCUUAAAGUGAACUACUCAUGCUAAAUAACUUUAUAGCAAAUUCUGAUUAAUUGAAGAAAUAAAAUGUCUUAGACAAAGUUUCAUAACUUACAAAUGGGAAUUUAUUUAUAAUGAUAAAUACCAGUGCCCUUCAUUUUUCAUAGAAGUGAUAAUAGCUUGUGUUAUGUCUGAUAAUUUAUAUAAAACCACUAAUUGUUCUAUUAAGCUUUACAGAAAAUAAAACCCCUAUUACUAGACAUGCAACAUCUUGCUAUACUAAAUACAGCAGAAAAUCUACUCUUCAGCAGUAUAUAAUGCAGUUUGAGCAUUUUAAUAUACUCAGUAUUCUCCCAAUUCUAAAUUUAGAUUUGACUUAAGCAAACAUAAGACAGAUUGCUGAAAUCUUAAUUUUUAUUAAAUAACAAAGUAGAAUUUCUAAUUUUAUAUUUUUUAAAAAGCCAGUUACAGUUACCCUUACUAAAAUUUUAACUAAACCUGCUUUGCAGUCAGAUUGCUCUUAUUAGGCAGUUAAUGUUUUACUAUUUGAAUUCUGACACUGUUAUAUACAUGAUGCUUAUUUUCAAUCAAGUAUUACCUAAAAUUGUUUAAAUAAAUGAAAUGGUUAAACUUCUGCACUUUCUUAACUACACAGCCUUCAUACCAAGUGUUGAUAUAUAAGUUUGUAUUGGGUAUAGGUUACAGUUUUGAAGCCAUAUAAUUUUUUAUUGGUUUUUUUUUUCAUUUAAAAAUUCACUAAUGUUGUAAAAAGAGACCAAGUAGAUUUUCAGUGGGAAAUGUAUCUAGCAAGCUGGUUCUUGCUUAUGUAUAGUGAUAAACUUUGUAGCUGCUUCUUUAACAGAAUUCGUAAACACAGAACUCUAACAAAUGUGAGUUUUUAAGGAUUGUUAUUUACUACUUUGGGUUAUAAUUAGAGCAAUGCACAUCUAUCUUUCAAAAUUUUGUAAAUAUUUUUGAUUUUUUCAUAAAAUGUAAAUUUUACAUAAAAGUUGUACCCCUAAUAAACAUGUAAUAUAUAAUUUA